UUUUCUAUGGUUUGAAAUAAACUUAAACAUAAAAUAUAACAUUCUAGCUUUCGAACACCAGUUAAUUUCCAUCCAUUUUGUAGGCGUGGCCUAAAUGUACAAAAGAAGUGGUAUUGUACGAAAGUGUCUAAGCGUUAAAUUGGUAUAGCGCCCUCUCGUGAUUAUGAAUCUAGAAAAUUCCAUCGUGAUUCCAAUUUUAGUCACAUUUGUCCUGAAAUCAUUCCGAUAAACCUCGCAAUUAUUCCUUCAAUCAAACGUAAAAUCCCAGGUUAACCCAAAUUUUCCUAAUCAUCUGUAUGCCGUCCAUCAGCGGCUGUGCGUAGAAGCUAACAAACCACGGCCUACCACACGGCUUACACAACCUCCAUUGCAGUUCACGGCUCCCAUUCCACGGAUUAAAGUCUUCAUCAGUAAAUUAACCUAAUCAGCUCAGCUACUAUCUUCAUCAUUGUAAUUUGAGAACAAUCAGUAAUUAAAGGAGAGCAAAUCAACCAAUCAUAGACUCGUCACCAGUCUCCUGUCCUGCACUUUCUUUCAUGGUCCUUCGAGCCGGAUCCUCUACACCAGCGACCUGCGGAUUUUACCACAAUGUCUGAACACCAUGCCGAUGAUGUUCUGGCCGAGGAGAACCGAGAUGAGUCUGUUGCCUCAAAGCACUCCGGCAGCCAACGCACUAAUAGCUCAUCAAGUUCCCGUAACUCACACCUAUCCGGUCUUAGUGAUAAGGAUGCAGCUAAGAUGCGAACACUCAGAAGAAGAAUUCGUCUUAACGAGCUGGAGUGCCAACUCCAGGAAGAUCAGACCGCUGAUGAGCAACUUCGUAAACUUGACGAGCAGGCCCGCUCUGCCCGACUUAAAGCUGAAGAAGUGGAGCGACAGGCAUUGCGAGAGCGUGAGGCCCUCACCUCCAAAUUAUCCCGUCAACGCAGAGUGCGGAUUGCUCGUCAAGAACUCUGCGAGGCUGAAGCCAUCAGUGCCAUGUUGAAUAAUGAAUCAUCAUCAUCACCAUCACAUCCUUUAAUGGGUACAGACGAUCAGUCACCCCCACAGAGUGCAUCCUCAACUCCACAACCAGACAUGCAGCAAACAUCCACAAGUGUUUCAUCCAGUUGCUCCACUUGUGACAUCUCACCCAGACAUUCAGCAAGCACCCCCAUGUGUUUCCUCCUCUGUCUGUCAUCCGACUCCAUCUGGUGCCCCAUCCUCGACCUCACCACCGGACAUUCAGCAAACACUACCCUGUGUUUCGACCUCUGUUUGUCAUGGUGCCCCAGUGAGUGCGACCUUACCCGCAUCAGUGGUAACCAGUGA
Patiria miniata (bat star) is the source of this 1311-nucleotide messenger RNA. RefSeq lists its product as uncharacterized. Lineage: Eukaryota; Metazoa; Echinodermata; Asteroidea; Valvatida; Asterinidae. The coding region runs from base 589 to 1311 and encodes 240 amino acids. The record is from RefSeq and is a predicted model, not a curated record. The transcript is spliced from 3 exons.